GUGGCCCGGCGCGGCCCGGCGCGGCCCCGCAGCAUGGCCAAGCACCACCGCACGCCCGCGCGCGCCGCCGAGCCCGUCAUCGAGGUCAAGAGCAAGUUCGAUGCCGAGUUCCGCCGCUUCGCCAUGAAGCGCUCGGGGGCUGGCGGCUUCCAGGAGUUCUACCGCCUGCUGCAGACCGUGCACCAGAUCCCGCGCCUGGACGUGCUCCUGGGCUACACCGACGUGCACGGCGACCUCCUGCCCAUCAACAACGACGACAACUACCACAAAGCCCUGUCCUCCGCCAACCCCCUGCUCAGGGUCAUCAUCCAGAAGAAGGCAGAGUCCGAGGCCGGCGUCUUCGCCUCCAACUCCCUGCAGCGGAAGAAGAAGGGGCUGCUGCGGCCGGCGCAGUGCCGCGCCAAGCCCGGGCUGCUCAUCGGGCUGCCGCAGGACUUCCGCCAGAUCUCGUCCAUCAUCGACGUGGACAUCCUGCCCGAGAGCCACCGGCGCGUGCGCCUGCACAAGCACGGCUCCGACAAGCCCCUGGGCUUCUACAUCCGCGACGGCGUCAGCGUGCGCGUGGCCCCCCACGGCGUCGAGAAGGUGCCCGGGGUCUUCAUCUCCCGCCUGGUGAAGGGCGGCUUGGCCGAGAGCACGGGGCUGCUGGCCGUCAGCGACGAGAUCCUGGAGGUCAACGGUAUCGACGUGGCCGGCAAGUCCUUGGACCAAGUGACGGAUAUGAUGGUGGCCAACAGCCACAACCUCAUCAUCACCGUCAAACCGGCCAACCAGCGCAACAACGUCAUCCGCGGCAGCAAGGCGUCGGGCAGCUCGGGGGUGUCCACGGACAGCACCCCCAGCCAGCACACCCCCAGCCCGGCCUCGCACUACCUGGGCAACUCCAGCGCGGCCGAGAGCGACGAGGAGGGCGACCUGGUCAUCGAGAGCGACGGCGCGGCGCGCUACGAGCCCGGCGGCUGCCCCAACGGCGGCCCCAGCCACGGACCCCUCCGGCGCAGCCUCUCCCCGAGGGGCUCCCUCCAGUCCCUGGGCAGCCACGACGGCAGCCCCGGCCGGGGGGACGGCGGCCUCCUCACCCUAUAGCCUCAGCCCGCGGCCUGGGGGUGCUGGUGGGCUGGGGGGGUGGGAGGGGGGUGUGCUGCCCCGCCAGCCGCAGCCCCGGCCGUCCCUCGGGGCCACUCGCCCCGCUGCUGGAUGGGGGUUUCAUUGUUUUAUGCCAAUAUGCAUCAUGAGUUAAUAUAUUGCCAUGGACAGUAAAAACCUUUUCUAGAAAGCAGCCCCUGGGCCCUG
Messenger RNA from Colius striatus (speckled mousebird), 1293 nucleotides. RefSeq names its product par-6 family cell polarity regulator alpha (gene PARD6A). The record is from RefSeq and is a predicted model, not a curated record. Gene Ontology annotation, molecular function: protein kinase C binding. The transcript is spliced from 3 exons. Gene Ontology annotation, biological process: regulation of cellular localization; establishment or maintenance of cell polarity; centrosome cycle. Lineage: Eukaryota; Metazoa; Chordata; Aves; Coliiformes; Coliidae. Gene Ontology annotation, cellular component: apical plasma membrane; nucleus; cell cortex. The coding region runs from base 34 to 1086 and encodes 350 amino acids.